Messenger RNA from Hansenula anomala, 2199 nucleotides. RefSeq lists its product as uncharacterized. The coding region runs from base 1 to 2199 and encodes 732 amino acids. The record is from RefSeq and is a predicted model, not a curated record. The transcript is spliced from 2 exons. Lineage: Eukaryota; Fungi; Ascomycota; Saccharomycetes; Phaffomycetales; Wickerhamomycetaceae. Gene Ontology annotation, cellular component: mitochondrial outer membrane; nucleus; cytosol.
AUGCUACGUGCUCUUGGUUUCAGAAGGCAAGAAACUUUGUCGCAAGAUGAAGCCACGCCGUUAAUUUUACAACAAGCUCAUGAUUUCGAACUUGCUUUACAAUCAAUGGAUUACUUAUUAGAUGAUCGUACCAAAGAAGGACUUCAUUUGAUUGAAGACGACCCAAAUUGUACAAUCAAAGUGCUAGCAAAUGGUGUUAUCAAGUUUUUAGAAGCAACUUUAGGCUUUGAACCUGAAGUUAUGAAGAAAGCUGGUGAAAUUUUAACAAAAGCUGAAACUUUAUCACAUAGAGAUCGUUCGAAAUACCAAAAGAUGAAAUUGAAAACUUCUGCAAAUUUCCCACCAGGUACUGAGUAUGCUGUCACUUAUGCUGAAGCUAAUUUGUUGAACGCCUUAAUUAUGUUAUUAUCAGAAAGUAUGAUUGAAAGUGCCAAAGCUUUAUACAAGUUGAGAAAAGCUUAUCAUACAUUAGAUGAAGUGUUUGUACUCAUACGAGAAUAUGAAGCUCGUCAGAAACUUCAAAAACAAAAAGAAGGUGACUUAAACAAUAUUCCUAAUCAAAGCUCAUCAACCAUUAACUCUGAUACAAGCAGUGUCUUUGCAGACAUUCCAUUUUCAUUAAGCACCGAACAAUUAAAAGAUACCAAGAUAACAGGAUUUGCUGAAAAUAUUCAAAGAAUGAGAUCACUUAGAUUAAACGGUGCUCAUAUCGGUAAUACACCAGCUACAGAUAGACUAAGAUCGGAAUUAGGGUAUAAUAAAGAAGCAUCAGAAACUGUUGAUUCUGACUCCAACUCCACAGCUGAACAAAGAGCCAUUGAUGAAUCUCAAUCCACAGUUGAUGAAUUUAUAAUCUCUGGUGCUAAUUUAUGUUUUGGUAUUUUGCAAUUAGUGCUUUCAUUGAUCCCACCAGCGAUUGGAAAAGUUUUAUCAGUUGUUGGUUUCAGAGGUUCCAGAGAAAAUGGACUUAAAAUGAUUUGGAAAUCAGUUGAAGGGAGAAAUGUUCAUGGUUGUAUUGGAUUAUUGGCCCUUUUGGUGUUUUAUGAUGGUCCCUUCCAAUUCACUGAUGCUGAUUUUGAUAUUCCAGAUCUAUCACGUACUAAAUCAACAACUUCAACAACUCAUUCAGAACAAAAAUUAUCACUACAGAAAACCCUAAUUGGGAAACCAACUCUAUUACACCCUGGUAAAAAACUGGAGGAUGCAUUACUUUACGCUAGAGCAUUAUUUCCACAUUCUGCAUUAUGGUUGCUACAAGAAUCACGUAUGUUGGCUUCAAGAGGCCGUUUAGAGGAAGCAUUGGACCUUAUGGAUAGUCUUGAUAGAAAGAUUGAAAUGAGACAAGUUGAAGCUUUACUAGUUUUCGAUAGAACUAUGAUUUUGAUCUUUUUGCACAAAUAUGAAAGAGCAGCACAAGAUUUGAAAACAUUAGUUGACAUUAAUGGUUGGUCUCCUGGGCUUUACACUUAUUGUGCUGGUUGUUGUUAUUUGGAAUUAUAUCGUAUGUGCAAAAUGGGUAUAAUUACUGAUAAAGAAGAAUUGAAACGUGAAGGUUACUUUAGAAAGAAAGCGGAACAGUUAAUUUUGGAAGCUCCACAAUAUAGUAAAAGUGGGAAAAUUAAUGGUAAACAAAUGCCCUUUGACAAAUUUUUGAUCAGAAAAAUAACACAAUUUGAACAGACUGCACAGACUUAUAAAGUUGAUUUCAUUGAUGCUAUUGGUACUUCACCUGUUCAUGAAUUGGCAUAUUUUUGGAACGGUUAUAAUAGAAUGCCAGAAGAACAUUUACAAAUUGCCACAAAAUUAUUGGAUUAUAGUGUUUCUGAACAUGCUAAAGUUCCUGAAAUUCAAAACCAAUCAAUGAUUCGUAAUUUGUUACAGUCAAUCACAUUAAGAAGAUUAGGUGAAUUUUCAAAAGGUGAUGAAUUGAUAGAUAAAAAAGUCUUGAAAUACAUUAUUGAACUUGAUGAUCCUAGAGAACCUGAUUAUAGAUUCAUUAGACACACUGAUGAUCCAUGGUUAUACCCAACUGCAUUGUAUGAAAAGGCAUUAUUUGUCUGGAAAGAAUCUGGAAUUAAUGGGUUAGAGGAAUCUAAAGAAUGGCUGAAACGAGCACAGGCAUACUCAGAUGAUUAUGAACUAAGUACUAGAGUUUCCAUGAAAAUCAAAGCAGCUUUAGAUAGACUAGAAGACCUUUAA